CCAUAAUCCUAAGUGUACCUCUUGCAGUGAGGAGGCAAUGUGGAACGCGGAGCCCACGUGUGCCCGGCACUUGGCAAGUACUGGGGAAGGAAUUAGGAAGGACAGGAGUUACAUCAUUCACUUCUUUUUACAGCUGAGAAAACAAGCAGAGGAGGCUCAGGGAGGUGAGGUUGUUUGCCCAAGGUCACACAGCCUGUAGGAGGAUGGGGCCCGAGAGAGGCUGACUGACUUGUGCUCGAACCACUGAGCUCUCUGCCUGCGGGCCAGCCCCCCAAGUACCCUUCCCGGUCUCCGUGGCCCGUGGACUCCCGAAGGCCGCGUGGGGCCGCGGGGACAACUGGCACAGCCAAGGUCCGCGGGGCGGGAAGGGUUAACGAGCUUCGCCGCAUUGGGCCGGCCUCCGGGGGAACCAGCCAAUGGGCGCGCGCCGCGAUGAGCCUUACACCCGUAGAAACCCCUGUGGUGGAGCUGAGGGUCUCGGGUGGCCCUGCAUCCCUUAAGGUCUGCGGCAGGAACCCGGAGACGUACUGCCUUCUCCGGGACUCAGUUUCCCCUUUUGCAAGAAGAUCGCUGAAGACCAGACCAGCGGUGGACGUUCUUGGAUCCCAGGACGGUUUUCAGCCCCUCCCUGCCCUUGGCCCACACUGUAGCGGGCACAGUCCUGGCCCCCCUCAGGCAGUGCCCAGUGCGGGGGGGCAAGGAGUCUGCCAGGCCAAGGGGAGGGAGACUCACCGGCCCAGUCACACCCUCCUUGUGACCCCAAAGUAUCAGCCCCUCCCUAUCCCCUGGGUGUCUGCGAUGUCGCUUCGCUGCCUCCAAGCCCAAGUUAGCUGCAAAAGCAGCUGGAGGAGCCGGUUUGGUGGUCACAGGUCAAAGUUCAUCGAACCACCAAAAUUAAUUGAGCGUCUACUACGUGCGGCUCAGAGCUUCGGGUCUGGCUGCUGCCUGGCCGGCUUCCGGGGCUGCCCGCGACCCGGGGUCCCCAUCCCGGCCGGCCUGCUGGGGGCCGAGCGCCGAUCCCGCCGUCUGGGCACGAAGUGGUUAAAGCCUUUCUAG
Eubalaena glacialis (North Atlantic right whale) is the source of this 1056-nucleotide messenger RNA. RefSeq lists its product as uncharacterized. The record is from RefSeq and is a predicted model, not a curated record. NCBI's taxonomy places the organism in Eukaryota, Metazoa, Chordata, Mammalia, Artiodactyla, Balaenidae. The coding region runs from base 433 to 1056 and encodes 207 amino acids. The transcript has 2 exons.